Molecule: messenger RNA, 1593 nt
Organism: Suhomyces tanzawaensis NRRL Y-17324
Lineage: Eukaryota; Fungi; Ascomycota; Pichiomycetes; Serinales; Debaryomycetaceae
Exons: 1
Coding region: 1-1593 (530 amino acids)
Biological process (GO): transmembrane transport
Cellular component (GO): fungal-type vacuole membrane
Molecular function (GO): transmembrane transporter activity
Source: RefSeq, a predicted model, not a curated record
AUGGCUCCCAUCGCAUUAUCAAAACGAUUACUUCAGAUUACCUGUGCCAUUGCCUGGUGCUUGUUGGCAGCAGGACCAGUGUUUGGGUUUGCGGCGAUCAAACCCAUCUUGAUCAGCGAACACAUCUACGAGGAUAGGUGUGAUGCCAAAGCGUCCGAAAACGAUGCCAACGGAGGCUUGGCGUGUAAUGAGCAAGACUUGUCGUUGAACUUCUUGUUCACCAUAGCCUGUAUGGUGACUAACGUGUCUGCGUUGCCUGUGGGGUCGAUUCUCGACUCGUACGGGCCUAAAGUCACUGGCAUCAUCGGUUCGAUCAUCUUGGCUGUGGGAACCUUGAGUUUGAGGUAUGCUGCUCUCUGGCCCCAGGUGGAUGGCUACUUGAUUGGGUACAGUUUGAUGGCGUUGGCCGGGCCUUUCGUGUUCAUAUCGUGCUUCCAGUUAGCCAACAGCUUCCCCAAAAACUCGGGGUUGAUUUUGGCAUUGUUGACCGGAGCUUUCGACUCGUCCUCUGCGUUGUUUUUGGUCUACCGCUUGAUUUACACCAACGUCAAGCGUAUCUCCAUCAGCACCUUCUUCUCCUACUAUCUCGUGGUCCCCGUGUUUAUUCUUGUUUGUCAGGUGUUCAUCAUGCCCAGAGACUCCUACAAAACGAUUGGGACUUUGGCCAAAAUUGCCGAAACCGGAAUCGAUGAAACCGGAAAGCCUUUGGAUACUGAUUUGUUGUUGCCAGAAGACCGUGACUCGCCUGUGGAGUUUAUUCAACAGCCUACCAUAUCCGAAACAACCUCUCUUUUGAUGAGAAAAGCUUCCAUGGCCUCCAGAAGAUCAUCCACCGUGCUGAGAGUCUCUAUGAUGUCAACGAGGUCUACCAAGUCGGUGUACGAACAGGAAGCUGACAACAAAUUACACCAAUCCUCUGGAGGUACGUUCGGAAUCUUGCACAAUUCCUCGAUUGGAGAACAAUUACAUUCUAAGUGGUUCAUUUUGAUGACUUUGUUCACCACCAUUCAAAUGUUGCGGAUCAACUACUUUGUUGCAACUAUCAAGUCUCAGGAACGGUACUUAUACAACGAGGAUUUGGCAAUUUUGAUUAAUCAUUUCUUUGACUUGGCCUUGCCGUUGGGCGGUUUGGCUUCCAUUCCUUUCAUUGGCUUGAUAUUGGAUAAUUUUACAACAUUGACGGUGUUGAUAAUUCUAACCAUAGUAUCAGUUGUCAUUGGAUUAUUGGGAUUGGUGGCUUGGUUACCAGGGACCUACGCGGGAAUCUUAUUGCUUGUGGUAUAUAGACCAUUUUACUACACUGCUGUUAGUGAUUUCUGUGCAAAAGUGUUUGGUUACGACAACUUCGGUACCAUUUACGGUACUAUCAUUGCAUUUUCCGGUGUUUGUAAUAUUUUACAGCAGGUCAUGGACAAACUCACUCAUGAAGUUUUCAACUUGAACCCACUCCCUAUCAACGCCUUCUUAACAGCAAUAACUGCCAUAUUUGGGGUGACUUUAAUUGGAUUUGUGCGCUCGCAAGAGUUGGAUAUGAAAAGGAAAAGCCUAGAAUUCGAAGCUCAGGAAGCAGGCACCAGACAAAUACCUCACUAG